Salmo salar (Atlantic salmon) is the source of this 5462-nucleotide messenger RNA. The record is from RefSeq and is a predicted model, not a curated record. Lineage: Eukaryota; Metazoa; Chordata; Actinopteri; Salmoniformes; Salmonidae.
AUGUCCUGGUCACACUAUGGCAGAGAAAACCCUCUCUCUUCUCAUUAUCAUUACAGGCAAGUAUAGCUCUUUCCAUAAAAACCGAACACAAUAUGGACAACAAUGGAUUUACUUUUCAGAUACAAUGAAUGAGGUAGAUGUUUGUCAGUAUGCAAGACAAAUUGUUUUUCCAAUAAUAUAAUGCCCACUAAUUUCGUUUGCUUACAAAUAGCCAUGAUCAACAUGAAUUGCUUAGGUAACACUUUAUGUGGAUAGUCCAUCUGUAGACGCUCUACAGACUAUCAGCAACAUUUCAACUAAUUAUCUACUAACCCUAACAUUAACCUGUAUCCUAACCCUAAACUUAACCCUUACCCUAACCCUUACCUUAACCCUUAUUGUAAACCCAACCCCAACCUUAACCUUAGCAAACAGUUGCUUAUCAACAGAUCGCUUGUUGAUAGUAUGUCCAUCUGUAGAGCAUUUACAGAUGGACUAUCCGGACUGUCCAAAUAAAGUGUGACCUCAAUGAUGAGUAAUACAAUCAGCACACCUCUGUCUUCUUGCAGGAAUUGUUCACAACACUAUGUCACCAUUGCCAGGCAAUGCUAUCAGGGUGAAUGGAAGAGCACAUGAACCCUAUGUUGACAUCAGUGGCACUACCCAACCCACUACAGGUCCAGGAGAUCCUGAACCAACAGUAUCCUCUGAAAUAUUAGCUACCACCACAUCCAUGGACCUGUCUGUAUACGCCACUGAAACAGCCUUUACAAAGUCACAACAGGGAGAGUCAAACCCCCCUUCAACAACAUUAGGAGCUCCCUCACCUGGGGAUGAAAUCAUGACGGAAACUUCACAUGUCCUGGCAACCACUUUUACACAAGCACCUUCCACAAAAGAACCCCCUGCAAGCACGUCUCAAAUUGCCCUUGCGACGAAAAUGCCUGCCCAAUUUGAAAUAGCAAAUGUAAAGGCCACAGAAACUACAAACAAAUUGGAAGAAACUUCAUAUGAGACAAAAACAACAGAGAGAACAGCCGUAAAUUCAUUCAAAACAUCAGCAACAGGCAUCUUGAAAACAUUGACCGCAGUUAAUAAAGAAAGAGUAACUGCAGCUGCAGAAUCAUCUGAAAGUUCAGAAUUAAAAACAUCUGAAAUGUCUACAAGUGCAUUUGAACCAGUCCGUGUUGAUGCUCAUGUAAGAUCCUCAAUUUCAAAAGACAUAACUGCACCCACAACUUCUUCUUUGAUAACAACACCUACAAUCAAAUCUGUAAUCAAAUCAGAAAUAGCACCAACAUCUGUAUAUGCUUCAAACUCAUCUGGAAUGUUAAAAACAACUACAUUACAAACCAUAGCAACAACUAGUACAUUAGGGGGAAAAACGUUUGAGCUGUUAGCCACCUCCCCUGGAAAACCAUCUGAAAGAACAUUAGAGACGUCAACUAUAAUGCCAAUGUCAACAUCUGCUUCUUUGGCGCCAGGCAGCGUUUCUGAGAUAUUAUCUGCAGUUACAUCACAAAGGAUAACUUUUGCCACAGUCACAUUCCUACCUAUUGUAUCAGUUCCUACACCUGAUAGCCCAUUGGAAACUAAAGCUAUAGCUACGACAGAACGUACAGAUGAAAACAAUCCUACAGGUGCAACUCCAUAUGAAACAACUGAUAUAAACACACCUGAAACAUCAUCCACAACCCCAUCAACUAAACCGAAAACAUCAUCCACUUAUACAGCAUUCCCAUCAACUGCACCUGAAACAUCUGUGAAAGUCACUAAAGAACCUUUUACGACAGACAAACUGUCAACAGUCUACUUUCAAGCAUAUCAAACCACAACUCCAACUGAUACAUCAACUAGAACUUCUACAACAAGUGACUCUUCAACUAUUACUGUAUCUGCAAAACAGUUAACAGUUACAGCAGAAAGGAUAACUACAUUCCCCCCAUCAACCGAACCUAAAACAGCAUCCACAGCCACAUACACAACAAUCCCACACACCGAAACUGAAACAUUAACCACAACUACAACAUCCAUAUCAACCAAACCUGAAACAUCAUCCACAGCCACAUACACACCAUCCCCAUCAACUGAACCUGAAACAUCAUACACAACUACAACAUUCCCAUCGACCGAAACUGAAUCAUCAUCCACACCUACAUCAUCCCUAUCAACCGUACCUCAAACAUCAUUCACGACUACAACAUUCCCAUCAAUUGAAACAUCAGCCACAACUACAACAUCCAUAUCACUCAAACCUGAAACAUCCUCCACAUACACAACAUUCCCAUCAACCGAACCUGAAACCUCAUCCAUAACUACAACAUCCCUAUCGACCGAAACAUCAUCCACACCUACAACAUUCCCAUCGACCGAAACUGAAACAUCAUCCACAACCACAACAUCCCUAUCAAACGAACCUGAAACAUCAUCCACAACUACAACAUUUCCAUCAACUGAAACAUCAUCCACAACUACAACAUCCAUAUCAACCAAACCUGAAACAUCAUCCACAGCCAUAACAUUCCCAUCAACUGAACCUGAAACAUCAUCCACACUUACAACAUUCCCAUCAACCGUAACUGCAACAUCCACAUCAACCAAACCUGAAACAUCAUCCACAGCCACAUACACAACAUCCCCAUCAACUGUACCUGAAACAUCAUCCACAACUACAACAUCCCCAUCAACCGAAACUAAAACAUCAUCCACAAUUGCAGCAUCCAUAUCAAACAAACAUGAAACAUCACCCACCGCCACAUACACAACAUUCCCAUCGACUAAAACUGAAACAUCCACAGAUACAACAUCCAUAUCAAGCAAACCUGAAUCAUCAUCCACAGCCACAUACACAACAUUCCCAUUGACCGAAAUGGAAACAUCCUCCAAAACUACAACAUUCCCAUCAACUGAAACUGAAACAUCAUCCACAACUACAACAUCCAUGUCAACCAAACCUGAAACAUCAUUCACAGCCACAUACACAACAUCCCCAUCAACCAAACCUGAAACACCAUCCACAACUACAACAUUCCCAUCAAACGAAACAGAAACAUCCUCUAAAACUUCAACAUUCCCAUCAGCUGAAACUGAAACAUCAUCCACAACUACAACAUCCAUGUCAACCAAACCUGAAACAUCAUUCACAGCCACAUACACACCAUCCCCAUCAACCAAACCUGAAACAUCAUCCACAACUACAACAUCCAUAUCAACCAAACCUGAAACAUCAUACACAACUACAACAUUCCUUUCAACCAAACCUGAAACAUCAUACACAGCCACAUACACAACAUUCCCAUUGACCGAAAAUGAAACAUCAUCCACAACUACAACAUUCCCAACAACCAUAACUGCAACAUCAUUCACAACUACAUCCCCAUUAACCAAACCUGAAACAUCAUCCACAGCCAGAAGCACAUCAUCUCCACCAACCGAACCAGAAACAGCAUACACAACCACACACAUUACUUACCCAUCAACCGAAACUGAAACAUCAUCCACAUCCACAACAACCCCAUCAACUGAAACAUCAUCCAAAUCCACAACAUCCCCAUCAACGGAAAUUGAAACAUCAUUCACAUCCACAACAUACCCAUCAACUGAAAUUAAAACGUCAUCCACAUCCACAACAACCGCAUCAACCGAACCUGAAACAUCAUACACAUCCACAACAACCCCAUCAACCAAAAUAUCAUCCACAACAACCCCAUCAACCAAAAUAUCAUCCACAACAACCCCAUCAACCGAAACUGAAUCAUCAUCCACAACAUCCCCAUCAACCGAAACUGAAUCAUCAUCCACAACAUCCCCAUCAACCGAAACGUCAUCCACAUCCACAACAACCGCAUCAACCGAACCUGAAACAUCAUACACAACCACAUCCACAACAACCCCAUCAACCAAAAUAUCAUCCACAUCCACAACAACCCCAUCAACCAAAAUAUCAUCCACAUCCACAACAACCCCAUCAACCGAAACUGAAUCAUCAUCCACAACAUCCCCAUCAACCGAAACUGAAUUAUCAUCCACAACAUCCCCAUCAACCGAAAUUGAAACGUCAUCCAAAACAACCGCAUCAACCAAACCUGAAACGUCAUACACAACCACAUACUUGACAUCCCCAUCAACCGAAACUGAAACAUCAUCCACAUCCACAACAUUUGAAACAUCAUCCACAAUUACAACAUCCAGAUCAACCACACCUGAAACAUCAUCCACAGCCACAACAUUCCCAUCGACCGAAACAUCAUUCACAACUACAACAUCCCUAUCAACCGAAACUGAAACAUCAUCCACAACCUCAACAUCUCCAUUAACCAAACCUGAAACAUCAUCCACAUCCACAACAACCCCAUCAACCGAACCAUCAUACACAACCACAUACAUGAUAUCCCCAUCAAUCGAAACGGAAACAUCAUCCAUAACUACAACAUCUGCAGUAUCAAAACGUGAAACAUCAGUGAACGUCAUAUCUGAAACAUUUACAACAGAUGGAACCACAACCACUAUCUCAGUAGAAAAACGGUCAACAGCCUCCCUUCAAACAUUUAAAACCACAACUGAGACAUCAAUAACUACACUUGAAACUCCAGUUUCUACACCAAGUGACUCUUCAGCUAUUACUGUACCUGCAGCGCUGUCUACAGUUACAUCAGGAAGGAUAUCUACAGCCCCACCAACAGAAUCACCAUUAGAAACAUCCAAAGCUACAUUUGAGACAUCAAUAUCAACCAUUCCAGUAACUACAGAGAUAACCCCCACCGGAAUAUCAGCUACAAUAGAAAGUCGAACAGCAACAACCUCACCUGGAAAUGUAUUGACAACUAAAAUCACAUCCUCAAUAUCUGCUUCAACUACUGAGGGAAAAACAGAAAACCCAUCUUCCAUCACUCUGGAACCUCCAGCUACAAAAACACGUGUUACAUCAACAUUUACAGCCUCUUCAGAGAGGCUGAGUAUAUCAACAUCGAGUACCCUCCCAGAAAUCACAACUCAGAAUUUGACAUCUACUUUAACAUCUACCUUUUCUGCAACAACUACUUCAAAUCACAACAUAACUCGGACGACAACAACAAAAAAAACUACAAAACCUGACAGUGUGACGGACAAAGUUGACUCAACCAAACCUAAAUCUUCAACGACCACACCUGUGCCAAUCCCACCUCCACCCACAUCAACUAAUGACAUCUUUAUGACCAUUACUUUGAUUAUCCUAUUAUUGAUUUUGGUUGCUAUAACUUUAUUAAUUUUUAUCUUUGAUCAAAAUCCUUGCAGAGAGAGCUAUAAUUUAUAAUAUCUUGGACACAAAAUGUAUUUUUGACUGAAAGGACCUCACUUAGUAGACAAUUGCAACCUCGAGAGGGAGAGUAAGAAAUCUAUCCCGUGUUGAUGUCACCUGAAGAGAUUUAGUGCCUUUGAUCGGGGUAUGAUAGUAGGUGCCAGGCACAUCGGUUUGAGUCAAGAACUGCAACGCUGCUGGGUUU